Molecule: messenger RNA, 2775 nt
Organism: Peronospora belbahrii
Lineage: Eukaryota; Oomycota; Peronosporomycetes; Peronosporales; Peronosporaceae
Source: the annotation of a GenBank genome assembly
AUGAGUCGUACGGCCACGAAUAAAACAACCGGCCAUGCGCCAUCUACUUUAAUGUUAGAACGAAUGCAUGAAGCUGCGUCGGAUUUAGCGAUUUUAGCAACUACUAGUCAAGGAUGGCGAUUUACAAAUGAACGUAAUGGUGCGAUGCUGUAUGAAAUGGCAGGACGUAGUUUACCAUCAAAUGUUAGUACAGCUCAAAAAUUUGGACGUGGAGCAGGUCAUUCAUCGGAUUAUUACCUUGUUCGAGCAGUUACUACCGUGCACAUGGGUGUAGCUGCAUUGUUAGAUCUAUUGCAUUCGUCCACGACGGAGGAGUUUCAGCUCGUUAUGAAACAGAUUUUUCAACAGAAUUUUCAGAACGGAGUUACGUUAGACAAGUUAACAUGUACGACUCCGCCACCAUUUGCAGAAGACCCUGAUGCUGGAGCAGAAGGUGCAAGACGAAGUUACUCCGAGGAUGACUCGUACUCGGUCAAUUGGUUGACACUUAAAGCACAAGCAAAGCUAGGAAGUGUGGAAAACAAUCGAGAUUUUACACUUGUUUGCUAUCAAGAUGCCUUUUCGCAGCAUAAAUCGGGCGUAUUGGAACGAGUUGGUCGAGGAUCAGCAAGAACGAGAAGUGAUACGGUCAAUUUUCAACCACAAAACAAAUUACUUGGGGUACAUGUGCUCAGCAGCGUCAAUUUCCAGGAUGUCCCGGAAUUAUUGAUUCCAAAUUGUACGGACAGACUACACUUUCGAAAUUCCGGAUUCGUUAUUGAAGAGACUUCAGAGCCCAAUGUACUGAGACUUUCCUUAUUGCUGUCACUAUUACCAACUAAGGCGACGUUAAAGUAUGCUCGAAAGUAUCAACGAUGGCUGCAAACGCUUGCAAGCUGUGUAGGUAAUCUGGCGCAGGUUUUGAAACCAGAGGUGACGCUGCACUGUUUGAGCAAACUCACGUGGAAGCAGAGUGAUCACUGUUUCAUGUGUCUCAAGAUGUUUCGCACGUUCCGACGGUGUCACCACUGUCGUUUCUGUGGUGAGGCAGUGUGUGGCGCGUGUUCUAGUAUGGUCAAUAUGGCCGGGUACGAGGUGACAGAUGGCAGCGGCAAAACGUUGACUAACAAUGUAGCUUACAAUUUAGCGUCAUCGCAAUGCGUCGAGCCGACAAACGUCGAGUUUAGUCAGACUGGAGAUGUUCGACAGGGGGCAUCGAAGAGCGGACUCGCUGUUUCUCGCAGCAACAGCGUAGCGCGAAAUUUUCAAGAAGCUAGGGGCUGCAGCGCCUGCAUUGCGGAUCUGCGUCAUGGCCUCACGACUUCGGGUAUUGUAAAGACACGACGAAACUCUGACUCUAGCAAUUUUAGCGGGGGCAGUUACAGCGGCGACAUGAUGCUCACUUGCUCAAAAAUUGGUCGGAGUGUUAUCAAUGAUGAAGAUGAAGUUGUAUCAUACGACAGCUCGGACGAUGUCAGCUAUGAACGUCGUUUGGGUUCCAUUGCGACUUAUAUUCCGUCGGAAAGCGGUGUUGGUGCGAUGGUGGAGGAGAAUGGACGAUAUUCUGUCAGCAGUCUGGGGCUGGAUAAACCGCAAGAUGAUUUUCCAGUCAUGUCCGACGAACUGCAGGAUCAUUUUCCAGCAGUGGACGAACCGGCUCCUUCGCGCUUCCGAAACGUGUCCGAUCCGGACGAGCUCCGUCGCUUGCGUAAUGUUUCGGAUCCUGAGCUACCACAGCGUCUUAAAGACAAGCACAGUAUGGCGUCGAUGUCCACAGUAAGCAGUUCGUUCUCACGUUCGUCAAACGAUCGUUACACCAACGACAGUGCGUCGCAGUACUCCCGUGGCACCAACUUCUCGGCAAUGUCAGACGUGUUGUCAUCUUGUGAUCUUUCUCGUGACCCGGAUAUUCUGGCUCUUGCCGGACUAAAGCCCCGGCCUUCAGAUGAUCAUUAUGAACCUGCCCCGAUAUUGCGGCCGCCGAUGCCUCAACGAAAGAGUUGCGAGCAGUCUCAGAUUCCUGAAGAGCCGGAAAUGGAGAUGGAGCCGGAAGUGUUUGCCAAAACGAAGAGUUACGAGGAAGAGGAGUCUUUCAAGGGGAGGACUCUUCACCCUGCGUGGUCUGAUAAUAGCGAUGCUGACGUUCGAUACCGAAGCAAUACGACAAGCAUGCGUGGCGGUUAUGCUAUGCCCCAAAGCAGUGUGCUCUACCCUGCAGACAUUCUUCGUCAUCGCAGUCAGACCACUGCUGCUUUGACAUGGAACCCCGCUGCAACCGCUCCUUUGUCUUCAGCAAAGAAUUUGAGCGAUGCGCCAAACAAUUUUGUAAGCUCUAGCAUCCAUCCUGCUUUGAAUCGAUCCAAGGUAGCAGCAGCUCGAUCGGAGGCGUUAGUUGACAGCAGUGGUCAGUUCCAUUUUUCGAGGAUGAAGGAUGAGACAUCAGUAAAAUCGGCUGCGAUCGUAGCAGCCGUGACCGCCGUAUCGGUAGGAUCAACCAAAUCGAUAGCCGGAUAUCAGCAAGACCAGAUCUCGUCCAGUUUGGACAGCAGCAAAGUUAAUAUGACCUCCACAGCUAGACGAGGUUCCGUCCCGAGGCCGCUGCACGAGAUGCAAUCACUACCAGCUUCGGUUCCAGAGGGCUGCACGGCAUCAGAAGACUUGGAUUGCAACGAUAUGAUCCCGUUGCCCCUUCCUGACCAGGCGCCAGCAGCUUUCGUUGUGUUCUCAGCCUCAAGGCGUGAAUCGAUCUUUAUGCGAGCAGACGACGGUCAAGAUAUGAUUCCGCUUGAGUUCUAG